UGUUAGUAUUUGAAAAAUAGACAAGAAGAGCAAGAGAGUAAAGCAGCAGAAGGGGUGAAGAUAGGGAUGGCGGGCAUGUCUGGAUGUAGUUGCCGUUGGCAGUGGGCGGAGGCGAAAUCCAUGGGAGUGGGCUGUUGGUUCCCUUCCUCAACUACCAAAAGGAGUUUCCGGCCUGUGAUUGUUUCUGUUUCUGCUAUCUCCGAUGAUAACUCUCACUCUUACACUAGCAGCGGAAGAAAGCUAGAAGAAGAAGGCAUCAAAGGGUCAGGAACUACCGCCAGAGAUCGCAGGUUGCUUAGAAUUCGCCAAGAGAAACGACAGCGGGAAUACGACCUCCUUAACAACUACCCUGCUUGGGCAAAAGUCCUGGAAAACGCUUGCAAAGACGAUGCUGAACUCCGUGCCGUUCUCGGAGAUAGCAUUGGCAACCCCGAACUCAUGAGGAAACGAGUCGAAGAUAGGGUGAGAAAGAAGGGUAGAGACUUUCAAAAGUCUAAAACAGGAUCCGUCCUUGCUUUCAAAGUCACCUUCCGAGACUUCAAUCCACUUGAUUCAUAUAUCUGGUUUGAAUUGUUUGGAUCACCAUCAGAUCGGGAUGUUAAUCUAAUUGGUAAUGUUAUUCAAUCAUGGUAUGUCAUGGGUCGUCUUGGUGCCUUUAAUUCUUCAAAUUUGCAGCUGGCAAAUUCAUCAGUGGAGUAUGAUCCUCUAUAUGAUGCAGAUAAAGGUUUCAAAGUGAUGCCGUCAUCUUUCCAUGAUAUCAGUGAUAUUGAGUUCCAGGAAAACUGGGGACGUGUUUGACCGAGACACAAACCAGAAGAAGAGAGAUAAAGAAGAAACAUUCCAAAUGUUUUUCAGAAUAAGUAAAGACUAGGUCCCUUGUUAUUCCUUUCAACCAUUCUCUAGCAUUUUCUUGUUGGAGGUGUUUAAUACUUUUGCUAAGGAUAAAUAGAACAAGAAAAAAAGGUUAAAUUACCUCGCAAGUUUCUGAACUAUUUGAUAAUUUGUUGUUAGGUCUUUGCACUAUUUUUUUUCCUUUUCAAUUGAGUCCUUGAAUUUAUAUUUUUUAAUUGGGUUUUUCCCACAGGAACCUAAGUAGUCCAUUAAUCUAUUAUUAUCACCUCUGCAUGUCUACACUAGUAUUCUUACCUUUUUCAUGUCAGUCACGUGGUUGAGAAUAUUGGAUUCAAAACCUGUAUAAAAAGAAUAUUGGCUUAAAGAUGUAAGAAUACUGGCCUGGAGAUGUAAAAAUAUACGGUGCAAAAUUGUUGCAAAGGUGACAAUAUUAGAUUCCGGGACUAACUAGGUCAUUGUGGAUCUGUGGUUAAUUCUCUAUCAUGGCAAAUAGACAGAAAGGCUCGGUUAAAAAAUAAAUAUAAGCUCCUGAAAAAAAA
This is a messenger RNA of Glycine soja, 1391 nucleotides long. RefSeq lists its product as uncharacterized. The transcript is spliced from 6 exons. The record is from RefSeq and is a predicted model, not a curated record. Lineage: Eukaryota; Viridiplantae; Streptophyta; Magnoliopsida; Fabales; Fabaceae. The coding region runs from base 67 to 798 and encodes 243 amino acids.